UAGAGCAAGAGAAGGCUGGGAGUUUAUACGUGUGUGGGUGUCCGGGGACCAGGAAAUCUUUGUCGAUGGAGAAAGUGAAACAACUCUUGUUUCAUUGGGCUAAUGAGGCGGGGCAUCAGCAACCGAAUGUGUUAACCAUAAAUUGUACUUCACUGGCAAAAACGUCAGAUAUUUUCGGCAAGAUAUUGGGUGAAAGCCAACCGCGAAAGAAAGUUAAUGGUGUUACCUCUCCCUUGCAACAUUUGCAGAACUUGUACUCUCAAAAGCCCCAGCCAUCUGGCAUGAAGAUGAUGCUGAUAAUUGCUGAUGAGUUGGACUAUUUGAUUACUAAAGACCGGGCCGUUCUUCAUGAUCUUUUCAUGCUUACAACAUUCCCCUUCUCCAGAUGUAUAUUGAUAGGAAUAGCUAAUGCCAUAGACCUAGCAGAUCGUUUUCUUCCAAAACUUCAGUCAUUAAAUUGCAAACCUACGGUGGUAACUUUUCGGGCCUACUCUAAAGAUCAAAUCCUCAAGAUACUUCAUGAGAGGCUAAUGUUUGAGGAACUCAAUUGUAAAUUUAACCAUGUACAAGGAAAUGGAAGGAAUUAUCAUUUUGAGAAAUAG
Molecule: messenger RNA, 602 nt
Organism: Quercus robur (English oak)
Lineage: Eukaryota; Viridiplantae; Streptophyta; Magnoliopsida; Fagales; Fagaceae
Product: cell division control protein 6 homolog B-like
Exons: 7
Coding region: 66-602 (178 amino acids)
Biological process (GO): mitotic DNA replication checkpoint signaling
Cellular component (GO): nucleus
Molecular function (GO): DNA replication origin binding
Source: RefSeq, a predicted model, not a curated record